Molecule: messenger RNA, 2113 nt
Organism: Rhododendron vialii
Lineage: Eukaryota; Viridiplantae; Streptophyta; Magnoliopsida; Ericales; Ericaceae
Exons: 8
Coding region: 260-1819 (519 amino acids)
Biological process (GO): translational initiation
Cellular component (GO): cytoplasm; eukaryotic translation initiation factor 3 complex
Molecular function (GO): translation initiation factor activity
Source: RefSeq, a predicted model, not a curated record
GGGCUCAACCCAACCCGAAUGAAACUCCCAUGGGGUUCGCACACCCGAACAAUGGGUCUAUCGACUCGACCCCCUCUGAGCCCUCUCCUUCACUUGAUUGAAUUCACUCCUUCAGCUCUCUCUACUCUCUAGAGCAUCUCUUCCGCUUUUCUCCCCAUAUAAACCCUAGCCUCUAUCUCUUCGCGUGCGCUCUCUCUCUCUCUCUCUCUCUCUAGACUCUACCUCGGCAACAGGAUUGACAGACAGAGAGAAGCCAAAAAUGGCGGCUUCAUACGACUACGAAGACACCGUCGUCACGUCGCAGCAGCAACCUGACUCCCUCGGCUACGACCCGAACUUCGUUCCGGACUCUGUGAAAUCCUUCGUGGUGCAUCUCUACCGCCACAUCAGAGAGAAGAAUGUCUACGAGAUCCACCAGAUGUAUGAGACCUCCUUCCAAACCCUAAGCGACCGCAUGUUCAAGGACUCCCCCUGGCCCUCCGUCGACGCCGUCUCUCCCUUCGUCGACAACGACCACGUCUUCUGCUUGCUCUACCGCGAGAUGUGGUUCCGCCACCUCUAUGCCAGACUCUCCCCCACCCUCAAGCAGCGGAUCGAUUCCUGGGAUAAUUACUGCAGUCUCUUUCAGGUGGUGUUGCACGGAGUGGUGAAUAUGCAAUUGCCGAACCAGUGGUUGUGGGACAUGGUGGAUGAGUUUGUGUAUCAAUUUCAGUCAUUUUGUCAAUACCGGGCAAAGAUGAAGAGCAAGACUGAGCAGGAGAUUGCCCUUUUGAAGCAGUUUGAUCAGGCUUGGAAUGUGUAUGGUGUGCUCAACUACUUGCAAGCACUUGUUGAGAAAUCAAUGAUCAUUCAAAUCCUAGAGCAGGAGAAGGAAGGCCUUGAACAGUUCACCGCAACUGAUGGAUAUGAUUACAAUGGUGGCAGCAACGUCUUGAAGGUUUUGGGUUAUUUCAGCAUGGUGGGCUUGCUACGAGUCCACUGUCUUUUGGGUGAUUACCAUACUGGUCUAAAGUGUUUGCUUCCCAUUGAUAUUACUCAACAAGGUGUCUUCACAAGUGUAAUUGGAAGCCACAUUACGACCAUAUACCAUUAUGGUUUUGCCAAUCUUAUGAUGCGGAGGUAUGUCGAGGCGAUUCGAGAAUUUAAUAAGAUCCUGUUGUACAUUUACAAGACUAAGCAGUAUCACCAGAAAUCGCCGCAAUACGAACAGAUACUAAAGAAGAAUGAGCAAAUGUAUGCCUUGCUGGCUAUUUGUCUCUCGCUAUGCCCCCAAGUGAAGCUUGUUGAUGAGGCUGUGAACUCACAAUUGCGGGAGAAGUAUGGCGAGAAGAUGUUGAGAAUGCAGAGAUAUGAUGACGAGGCAUUUGCCCUCUAUGAUGAGCUCUUCUCAUAUGCAUGUCCUAAAUUCAUUACUCCCUCUGCUCCAAGUUAUGAGGAGCCUCUUGUGAAUUAUAAUCAGGAUGCCUAUAGACUUCAGUUGAAGCUGUUCUUAUAUGAAGUCAAGCAGCAGCAGUUGCUGUCAGGUGUCCGGACCUUCUUGAAAGUGUAUUCGACGAUGUCCCUUGGGAAGCUUGCAACUUACAUGGAAGUGGAUGAACUCACUUUGAGGACAAUUUUGAUGACAUACAAGCACAAGACUCAUUCUGUUGAUUCUGAUGGAAAGAUCAUUUCCAAUGCUGACUUCGAUUUCUACAUCGAUGAUGACAUGAUUCAUGUGGUUGAAUCAAAACCAGCUAAGCAAUACGGGGAUUACUUUUUGCGGCAGAUUGUUAAGCUCGAAGGUGUGAUGAAUGACAUGGACAGGAUUAAGCUAGACUAACUGGGCCUUGCUCAAGUUUUUACUACGAUUGGAGCAGUUUUUUCCCUCCCCCGGCAGCGUUACAUUUUGGGCCUUUUCCCCCUAAGUUAUUGCAAUGUUGUAUAUGCGGAAUGAUUUUUCAUUUGAAAAUGCUUGCCAAACAAAGAUAGAGUUCAUUGCAGUUGCAAUCUUUUAGUGUAUCUCGAUAGCACAGUAUGGUGAUUUUACUUUCACUGCCUCAACAAUCGACUUGCCUAUUUUUGUUUCGUGCUCUUGGUUUGAUGCUAGUGAGAAAGUGUUAUUUUUUUUUUAGCA